Messenger RNA from Vitrella brassicaformis, 1648 nucleotides. NCBI's taxonomy places the organism in Eukaryota, Vitrellaceae. The record is from the annotation of a GenBank genome assembly.
UGAGGGAAUGCGAUAGGAAGCGGCAGAAGGGCCCGGUGGCGGCCUCAGCAGCCGCCUCCAGCGCUGCUGAUUCGGCCAACCAGCCGCCCCGUUUGUUCCGCCUGCCCCAGGACGUCGAACAGCUGUUUUUCCCUCUCUGUGGCGCUGACGGCCUGGCUCUCUUUCGGCACACAUGCCCCCUCGGCAGCCGCCGUGUGUCGGAGGACUACAUCAAAUCGCAAAUCGACCGCCUGAUGGUCGCCAAGGGCAUCCAGAAUGUCGUCAGCUAUCGGGUGCCGUGGAGGGCGCGGAGGGACCAGCUGCGGCCGAUGGACUUCCUCCUGCGGCUGCUGGUACAUGGACGCACUCCAUCUAUCACAUACUGUGUGUCUGUUGUCAUGUCUGUGUAUGUGGCAGUAUGUCAUCGAGAAGAGCGGCGACUGGGCGGGGUGGGAGGCCAUCGUCAGGAUGGCGAAGCAUCGGGGGCUGAUGGGGCGGUUGCCGAUAGAGCUGACCAGUGCUGAUGUGGAGGGUGUGGGCAGCCGGGCGGUAGUCGACGGGCGGUGUGAGGCGCUGCGCCAGCUGUCCCUCAUCGGCCGCCACCUCGGUGUGGCGCUGCAGCGCGACAACAAGGGCGAGGAGCGGCUGAAUGGGCGUCUGCUGACCAUCCACACACUGCACACGCUGCCGGCCGACCACCCCUUCCGCGAUAGAUAUGACCCGGCAAACCCCGUGUGUGAGUUUGACGGUGAGGGAGGGAGGGAGGGAGGGAGGGAGGGAGAGCUAUGGGCAAUGGACCAUUUGCUUGCGUGUGUGUAUGUGUCUUUGCAGGCUUUGCGUUUGCUUCAAUUCGCGACGCUGUGUUGUAUGAGUGAGAAAUAUGAGCAGAAUGAUACACAUAAACACAUUAGCACAUUGGCUGCGUCGCUCUGCCAUGAUGUGUCUGGUCAGGAUGCGUUAUAGGGGGUCGGAGGUCGCGGACCAGUAUGUCUACCAGCACCUAGAUGCCCCACGCCACAACCGACUGGUCAGCCGCAUACAGACACCCACGAUUGCCUCACCAGCUGCCCCAUUAGCUCAUUGUCUUAUCCUUUUCGCUUCAGCGGGAGCUCGCCCAUCAGCAGCCUCCCGUCUGGAAGUGCGGCACCAUCAGCACCAACCACUAUGCGGCAGGAGACCGCGCGCGCGUGAUAGUGCUGCACGGCGACCAGCCCCAGCACACAUUCGAGGCUCACCUCUACAUCUUCGGCGGCUCCACCUUUUCCCACGCCAGACUCUACACGACGGAGCGUCCGGUGGCGGGCAGGAUGGGAGCCGCCAGAUUCCCACAGACUGUGAGGGUGGUGCGGGAGGUCAUGGGGGCCGACGCACAGGGGGCGUUUGGCAAUCAGCUAGCCGUAGCCGUAGACUAAUCUGUUGAUCUUUCAACUCUCGAGUGUACAGACAGCCUUCUUGUCGGCCUGUUGGCCACGCCAACAGGCGGCAGGCAGACAGGCAGGUGUGUGUUCGAGAGACUGACUGACAGACAAGUUGACGGAUGCAUUAUGUGUGGUGUGGCUGCCUGCAUGGGGUGGGGAGGGGUACUUAUUUGAAUGGAUUGACAGACUGCCUUCCUGCCUGUGUGUGGGUGUCUGACGGAUUUUUUCAAUGGGAGGAUGCAGUACGUGGG